Molecule: messenger RNA, 1023 nt
Organism: Odobenus rosmarus divergens (Pacific walrus)
Lineage: Eukaryota; Metazoa; Chordata; Mammalia; Carnivora; Odobenidae
Product: UBX domain-containing protein 2A-like
Exons: 3
Coding region: 1-1023 (340 amino acids)
Source: RefSeq, a predicted model, not a curated record
AUGAAAGAAGUAGAUAAUCUCGAAAGUAUAAAAGAAGAAUGGGUUUGUGAAACAGGAUCUGACAACCAACCUCUUAGUGAUGAUCAACAAAGAAAUUGUGAAUAUUUUGUUGACAGCCUUUUUGAGGAAGCUGAAAAGGUUGGUGCCAAAUGCACUGAACAGAAGAAACAGGUCGAUGUAAGUAUAAAAUUAUGGAAAAAUGGAUUCACAGUCAAUGAUAAUUUCAGAAGUUACUCUGAUGGUGCAAGUCAGCGGUUUCUGAACUCCAUCAAAAAAGGGGAAUUACCUUUGGAAUUACAGGGAAUUUUUGAUAAAGAGGAGGUGGAUGUUAAAGUUGAAGACAAAAAAAAUGAAGUAUGUAUGUCAACGAAGCCUGUGUUCCAGCCCUUCUCAGGACACGGUCACAGACUAGGAAGUGCCACACCAAAAAUUGUUUCUAAGGCAAAGAGUACUGAAGUUGAGAAUAAAAAUAAUUUGUCUGUUGUUCAACUAAACAAUCUGGAACCCAUCACUAAUGUACAGAUCUGGUUAGCCAAUGGAAAAAGGAUUGUCCAGAAAUUUAACAUUUCUCAUAGGAUAAGCCACAUCAAAGACUUCAUCGAAAAAUACCAAGGAUCUCAAAGAAGUCCUCCCUUUUCCCUGGCCACAGCUCUUCCUUUCCUCAAAUUGACCUUUGCACCUGCCCUUCCUUCUGUCUGGGCGCUCACUCCUUGCUUCCUCACCUCCUUUGGGCCUUUACUGAACUACCGCUUCCUUGGUCACCCUCCAUUCAUAAACUGGCGACAAGACGUGGUCAGUGGCAAAGGUGGACUUUCCGCGCGGCACCUGCGCUUCCGCAUUUCGCCGCUCGGGGGCAGCAGGCGCCCGAAGGAUUCGCCCGCCCGGCCGGCGCGGGAAAAGGAGCGGGGGCAACUCCAGCAGAGGAAGCUGAUGAAAUCCAAGCCAACUAGCAGUGAGCUCAUCCCGCCCGGGCGCCUCCGGAAGCCACGGGGCCGCCUGGCCUCCGCCUGGCCCGAGCGAUAA